AGAGAUUCUAAAUCUCAAGUUAAUCGUAAUCUAUGUGCUCGGAGCCGCUCGACAAGGCCCUUUCGGAUUGAGCAACGUGGCAGUAGACGCGACUACACGAAGGUUCAUCAACUCUCAACUCUCAGCAACCAAUACGGCGUCACAUAGCUUGAUCUACAAGCAGCGGUAUCUGGAUGAGAUUAUGAGAUAGAAAAGUCUGAAAUGUAUCGGUACGGGUCUCAAAACUUUGAAGCUAGCACGCUGAACCACCGAUAAGGACUGCAUUGUAUCAUGCUGGUCAAAAGUGAAUUCAAAGCUCCAACAGUUACCUCUCCAACUCAAUAAAUCCAACCAUUUUUGGCUGCCAUGCAUUGGUUUGGGAACAAUCUCGGCCUGCUUAUUCCCCGCUUCCCGCUAGUGCCCUUCCCUGGCUCAGGUCAUUCUCGGUUGCUCGUUCUUCGAGGCCAAACAGAAUACUAGCAGUGCUCGCAUCUGUGCCCCGUCCUCAACACAAUCCUCAGCAUGAAUUUCAUGGUGCUUUUGGUCAACAUCACCUCUCUCUUCGCUUCCUCAGUCUGUGGCCCGCGAAGUUUAUUAUAGAUGUCGUCCAUUCGGUUUGUGCUUCUCAAACGGAUCACGAUCAUUCUCAACAGUAUCACCAUAUGUUCUUGCCGUAACGACACCUCGGCAGGCGAUAUCGGGUUCAAUCAUUUUUAGGAUGCAGAAGGCUACGAAAAUGUAUAAAACCUACAAGGAAUAGAGACGGAUUGCCAAGUGCCUCAGUACUCGCAGAGACCUCCACUCCCACUCUAGCUUCAGUACAAUGUUCUCUGCAUCUUUCGUCGCCCUCGUCCUCGCCAGCUCAGUGCUCGCAGGCCCGAUGAAGAGGUUCGGUGGCCUCACCGUCGACCUUACUGGUCCGAGUAACGCUGCAACUGUCGAUGACCUCAAAUUCACGGCCACGGUCAAGAACUCCGGAAGCGAGGCAGUCAAAGUCCUCAAAUACGGUACUAUUUUGGACGAGAAGUUGCCGACUCGCUCCUUUACCGUGACGAAAGAUGGUACCGCGGUUCCUUUCACUGGGAUCAAGCUCUCUGUGUCCCUCGAGGAAGCUGAUGACAGCGCGUACGCCGUCAUUCCUGCCGGAGAAAGUGUCACUGUCAACCACAAUGUUGCUUCUCUCUUUGACUUCGCCUCCGCUGGUGCUGGUACCUUCAAAUUCGAGCCUGUCACCACUUUCCAAGUCGCAGGGUCUGAGGAAAAGGUUGUCUCGCUCGCCGACGUCGAGGAACUCGAGGUCGGCUCCAGUGCUGUCGAAGUGACAUUGAGCGGCACACCCGAGAAGCGAGAGCUCGUCCCUUUAGAAAAACGUGCUAGGAACAUCUGCACGACGAGCCAAGCAAGCUUUAUCUCUUCUGCAUACACUGAGGGCAAGCAAAUGGCGAGCGCCGCCUCCAGCUACGUCUCCAGCAAUGGCGCCAAUUCUCUCUACACCUCAUACUUCAAGACCACCUCCACCUCUACUGUCAGGAGCGUCCUCUCUAACGUAGCUAACGAAAAUUCCUCAACAAGGACCCUCGAUUGUCGUGACGCACUAGGUGCUUGCACGAGCGGCGUUAUUGCUUACACCGUGAUUUCCACCACCAACGUUUACUUCUGCAGCAUCUUCUUCCAGGAAGUUGCACAGAGUCGCUUGUGCGACGGUGGUACCACCGUCGCAGCCCGAAACAUUCGUGGUGCCACUGUCCUCCAUGAGCUCACUCACGCCACUUCUGGAACGGAUGACAUUGCUUACGGAUGCUCAACCGAUCGAAGUCUCUCCGCGUCGCAGUCUGCCGACAACGCCGAUAACUACAACUGCUUCUCUUCUCAGGUCUGGCAAGACACCCAGUGCUAAGCACGACUCGAUUUCGGCUCUUGUUGGGCA
This is a messenger RNA of Marasmius oreades (fairy-ring Marasmius), 1906 nucleotides long. RefSeq lists its product as uncharacterized. The record is from RefSeq and is a predicted model, not a curated record. The transcript has 9 exons. Gene Ontology annotation, molecular function: metalloendopeptidase activity. The coding region runs from base 803 to 1876 and encodes 357 amino acids. Gene Ontology annotation, biological process: proteolysis. Lineage: Eukaryota; Fungi; Basidiomycota; Agaricomycetes; Agaricales; Marasmiaceae.